AUGGCUCUUAAUGCCAUAAGAUAUUGGGUGGAUUUAAAAAAUGCGUUAAAGUCCUCUGGAAAACUACAUGGAGAUGUAGAUCCGUCAAGUGUUACAAAAAAUGACACGUUUGACCGUAUCAGGGAAGAUUCAACGAGUAUCCAGCAACGUCUCUUCAACCUUUCAGCUGAGGAAGAGAUAUUGAGACCAGCUCUAGAAAGGGAUCUAGCAAGGAACAAAAAACUGGAGAGUUUUAAAUUGAUUGAAUUAAGGCAUAGAGAUCGUCAGAACCCAAUCAAAAUCAAUUUGAGUGACCAGUCAACACAUAAUGCAAUUUGUCUUAUAGAUAUUCAUCUAUGGAUUGCAUUUAACAUGAGAACCUUGCGUAGAAUAACUAUAAUUUCGGGGACUACAAACCAUAAAGGGAUCGGUGAUUACUUAUUUGCAAAAGAUGUCAAAAUCGAAGAAAAACCGGGCGUUUUUGAAAUCACAUUUUUCUUGAAAUAUAAAGACUACAACUUUGAUAAUGAGAUGGACUGGGUUGAUGAUCAGACAAAUAGUUGGGAAUCGGUUUUAGAGGCAUUACUGCGAUGUGGCCAACUUUACGUGGGUGUCAACCCACUAGAUAUCAGAAGAAAUUUAGAAAUGAGAGAUCUUAUUCAAGAUUUAGAACAAAUUGAACGUCGUGCCAAUUCUUUGGUCGAAGAGGCCUCUAAAUAUUACAACGAAGGAAGUUUAUUUCUUGGAAAUCAAAAGAUGGAUGAAGCAGAGAACUUAAGAAAGGAGAUCGAGGUCGAAGAUGAGAAAAAUUACUUCAAGCUACUACUAUACAGGAAUAUGGAAAUUACCAACAAAAUCACGAUUGAUCUUCAUGGACAAUUUAGAUAUGAGGCAAUGUGGUUUUUGAAGCUUCACUUGUGGCUGUUCAACAAUUUACGUACUGGAAAGGAAAUUGUUGUGAUAACGGGACAUGCUGAAGAUCGAGAAACGAAACCGGUUUUGAAACCAAUGGUCAUUGGUUUACUAAAACGAUAUGGAAUUGAGCCUAAAGAAUUAAAUAAAGGCACCUUUGUUAUCACACUUCCUUCUGAAGCGAGAGAUUUCAAUUUUGCAUUGGACAUUUCCGACUGCCUCUGUUACUACCACCCUCCCGACGUUGCCGUUACCACCACCGGUGGCCGCAACCCCCUCUGCCGCCCUGCUUCUACCUUAAGCCGAGACAAGAAACACUACCCUUAUAUCUCUGCCACCAUCAACGCCACCGAUAGACAUCAUUCACUUGAAUUUCAACUCUUUCUCUCACCACCCUUACGAUCCCGCGUUCACUCCACCACCACCGACACUCAAUCCUGCCAUCAUCACGCAUGUCGAACCUUGGUAACUUCCAUUGCCUCUGUUGUUGCCACGAUUCUAGAAGCAGUACCGAUUUCAGGCCCUGAUUUUCACUCUCGAUUCCGAUUCGAAGGAUCAAUAAACUCUUGCUCCAAAGUGAACCCCUUUGUAGAGGAGCAAUCUGAUGACAAGAUUGUAGAUGAGGGAGGGGGUGAAAGGGAAUGGCUGCAAGGUGGGCGGGUGAGUUGUGGAGUAGAAUGGUUACAAUUUGUCAAGGUAGUAGACAAAUUUGUUAGAUAUAAAAAUUUGGUGCCCGAAAUAACUACCCAAAGGAGUUGCUACUGCUCACCGUGGGGUACAACAUUCACACAACCAAAUGUUGUCACUGUCUCCAAAGAAGGGUUAGUAUUUGACGAUAAUGCAAUCCAUGAUAGCUUAAGUCUGUCGCUAAACAUACAUGAUGCAGAGUCCGAGCUUCCUAUUAGACAUGAGAAGAUGCAUAGUGUGGCUGCACUUUUGUUGUGGACAGAUGUUAAAAAUGAAACAAGGGCUAGCUUUGAAGAGUAA
This is a messenger RNA of Lactuca saligna, 1878 nucleotides long. The record is from the annotation of a GenBank genome assembly. Lineage: Eukaryota; Viridiplantae; Streptophyta; Magnoliopsida; Asterales; Asteraceae.